This is a messenger RNA of Toxotes jaculatrix (banded archerfish), 3461 nucleotides long. It is a transcript of the gene lmbrd2b, whose product is annotated as LMBR1 domain containing 2b. Gene Ontology annotation, biological process: adrenergic receptor signaling pathway. The transcript is spliced from 17 exons. Bases 1 to 2115 code for a protein of 704 amino acids. Gene Ontology annotation, cellular component: membrane. Lineage: Eukaryota; Metazoa; Chordata; Actinopteri; Toxotidae. The record is from RefSeq and is a predicted model, not a curated record.
AUGAGCGGGGCCGCUCUGGGUAUCGAGAUCGUGGUGGUGUUCUUCCUGGCGCUGUUCCUGCUGCACCGGUACGGAGACUUCCGGAAGCAGCAGCGGAUGGUGCUGUUCGGGACGCUGCUGGCCUGGUACCUGUGCUUCCUCAUCGUCUUCAUCUUACCUCUGGAUGUCAGCACAACCAUCUACAAACAGUGUAAGAUAGACCAUGAGGAGCACGCUCCUGUUCCCUCCGUCAGCCCGUUACCAUCCAACCACACAACAGCAAACACAUCUGUCACGCCCACUAAAAGCGCACCAAAGCCGUGCUACAAGCCGUGGAGCUACAUCCCUGACGGCAUCAUGCCUGUGUUCUGGAGGGUGGUGUACUGGACGUCCCAGUGUCUCACGUGGCUGCUGCUGCCCUUCAUGCAGUCGUACGCUCGCUCUGGAGGCUUCUCCAUCACCGGGAAGAUUAAAACCGCUCUGAUAGAAAAUGCUAUUUAUUACGGGACCUACCUGCUGAUCUUCGGCUCUCUGCUCAUAUACGUGGCCGUUCACCCUGAGUGGCAUCUCUCCUGGUACGAGCUCCAGACCAUCGGGAUCACGGCCGCUAACACCUGGGGCCUGUUCCUGCUGGUGCUGCUGCUCGGCUACGGUCUGGUGGAAAUCCCUCGCUCCUACUGGAACGCCUCACGACACGGACACCUGCUCAUCAAGACGUACUUCAAGGCGUCCAAGCUGAUGACGGAGAAGGCAGAUGCGGAGGAGAACCUGGAGGACGUGAUGGAGGAGGUGAGGAAAGUCAGCGAGUCCAUCAAAUACAACCAUCCGCUGAGGAAGUACAUCGACACCAUUCUGAGAAAGUGCCCGGUGGAUUACCAGGAGAAGAUGGGCAGGAACAUGGACGACUACGAGGACUUUGAUGACAAACAGACCACGUAUCCCAGUGAGAAGAGCCUGGUGAAGCUUCAUAAACAGGUGAUCUACGCGGUUCAGAGACACAACAGGACUCGUGUGCAGUGGCAGAUCCUCCUGCAACAGGCCAUCCAUCUGGAGGACGUGGCCAAGAACGAGACCAGUUCAACCCACCAGUUUGUCCACAGCUUCCCGUCCUCUGAGCCGGCCGGCUGGUUCAGCAGAUACGUCUACACACCGACUGUAGAGUGGUACUGGGAGUGCCUCCUGAAGCGCUGGUCUUAUCGGCUGCUGUCUGUGGUCCUGACUCUGUUCAGCGUGGCCGUGGUCUGGUCUGAGUGCACCUUCUUCAGCACCCGGCCCGUCCUCUCUCUGUUCGCCGUGUUCAUCCAGCUCGCUGAGAGAGACUACAACUACCUGUACAUCGAGAUGGCGUGCUUCAUCACAAUCUUCUUCCUGUGCACCUGCGUGUACUCCACCGUGUUCCGUAUCCGGGUCUUUAACUACUACUACCUGGCCUCCCAUCACCAGACGGAUGCUUACAGCCUCCAGUUCAGCGGCAUGUUGUUCUGUCGUCUCACUCCUCCUCUGUGUCUGAACUUCCUGGGUCUGAUCCACAUGGACUCUGCCAUCUCCCACCAGCAGAAGGAGCAGACGGCCUACACCUCAAUCAUGGGAUCAAUGCGAGUCCUCUCCUUUAUCGCUAACGGCUUCUACAUCUACUACCCCAUGCUCAUAGUCAUCCUCUGCAUCGCCACCUACUUCAGCCUGGGCACUCGCUGCCUGAACCUUCUGGGCUUCCAGCAGUUUAUGGGCGACAGCGAGAUGACCUCCGACCUGAUCGACGAGGGGAAGGAGCUGAUCCGACGGGAGAAAAGAAAGCGUCAGAGGGUCGAGGAUGGAGAGAACAGACGGAGGGAGUGGAAGGAGCGUUACGGAAACCAGAGGGAGGAGUACGCUGCGAGGAACAGGAGCAGCCACGAGAUGAAGGAGACCAGUUACUCAGACGGCGUGAACUCCAGCAGCAGCAGACAGGCCAAAUACUCUCGCUCCGGGAGUCGAGCGGAGAGGGACCGCAUCGAGCUGCUGCAGGACGCUGAACCUCUGGACUUCAACGCUGAGACUCUGACGGACGACCCUCUGGACACAGAGUCUGGCAGACACGCAGGAGGACGGUAUCUGUCCAUGUCGUCGUCUCGCAGCCGGAUAUUUGAUGAUGUCUGACGGGGAGGAGACGUCUGAAGGAGAAGCCUGAACUGGAAUGGACCUGAGCAUCACUGUCACCGCCUCCACCUGCAUCUCCCAGCAUGCACUGCAACUGAAAAAAAAAAAAAACAGGAGACAUUUCCUUUGACUUUGACCAGUGUUGGUGUCCAGCUCGGCUGCAGGUCAGUGAAGACGCUCAGGUGGGACAGCAGCCUCUGACAGGUAUCAGCCUGAUGUGGACCCCUGUGGAUCAGCAGCGUCUCUGUGUCCCACACAUCACGUCACUGUCCUGAGCGGUUUAAUGAAGCUGCGUACGUUUGAUUAUAGAUUUUAUUGUUUGACCUAAAUGUUCAUGUUGUGGAUUUAUUUAACUGAGACGUGAUGACGUGUCCGUCUCGUCUUCUCUGAACUGUCUGACGUGUUUCACCUUCAGACGCAGCAGAAGAAGAAAUGAAUGAAUGUAAUGAUCAGGUGUGAACACGUGUCACGUGAAGGUGUCCUGACAUCCUGCUGUGAGAACCAUCCGGACUCCUCUGAGUCCAGUGUUCACAGUUCACUGGUUAAUCUGACAUGUUUCGAACUGUCACGUUUGUGACCUUUGAUGAAAAUGGCAGAUGAUUCAUUCAUUCAUCCACAGUCUGAAUCCAGUUUGUUACAGAGUCAAACAGAGGAAACGUGACCUGUGAAGGACCACACCUGUGUUCUGUGUUUCACUUUCUAAGAACAGGAUCCAUUUAUUUUACUACAUGAAGUUCAGCAGCAGUUAAACAACUUUAACCAACUGGUUUUAGAUUCAGUUUAUUUUAUUGGUUUGUGGUAAACGUGUGAAAACAGGUAAAAACACAGGUGUGCUCCAGUAAACACGGUCAGAGUUCAGCACUCACUCAGGUGUCACUCACUCAGGUGUCCAUGGAGAGAAUCUGCCAGCAGGUUCAGCUGAGCUCCGUCAGAGGAGCUGAUCAUCAGGAGGAAACUGAUCUGAGUCCAGUGUUCACCUUCACAUUCUCACCUGUUCACGUCCCGUCAGUGACGCUGCUCUGUAAAUAUGUGAUAAGGUUUUGUAUUCAAUGGGCUGAUCAAUGAUCAAUGAUCAAUGAUUAAUGAAGAUGUGUUUGUAUUUAUGAAGCCUCCUGUUAACUCUUAUCUUAGUGGCCCCUCCCUCUGUCUGAUCACACUGUGAUUCUGCUGAUGAAGUCUGUGAUUGUGUGGUGAAUAUUUAUUGUGUUCAUGAUCUCAGCACGUGUUACUUCUGACUGUGGAGACAGAGGUUAGAUCUGAGCUGAUGUCUGCUUUAACCUGCUGUCAGUGUCCUGUCGCUCAAUAAAGGUUUUCACAGAGUAACAACACUGAGCUGCUGUGCGUCA